Molecule: messenger RNA, 1607 nt
Organism: Tarenaya hassleriana
Lineage: Eukaryota; Viridiplantae; Streptophyta; Magnoliopsida; Brassicales; Cleomaceae
Product: 3-dehydroquinate synthase, chloroplastic
Exons: 8
Coding region: 113-1450 (445 amino acids)
Biological process (GO): aromatic amino acid biosynthetic process
Cellular component (GO): cytoplasm
Molecular function (GO): 3-dehydroquinate synthase activity
Source: RefSeq, a predicted model, not a curated record
UCCUUCAUCUUCACCAAACCGCGAUGGGUUUUUACCUUCACCUACUCCCACCCAAUCUCUCUUGUUCUUCUCUCUCUCGCUCGAACCCGACUUCGGCUACGGGUUGAAUUCCAUGGCGUCCGCCACCGCCAACUCCCUUUCGCUCUCCGUCUCCUCCAAGAAGCCGGGCUCUUUUGACAGCCGUGGCUUGAUUGCUCCUCGGAGCAUUCUUGUUCCUGUGUCUUCUUUUUCCAAGUGUAAACGGGUUAGUUUAUCUUUUUCUUCGGCGAGUCCUACAAGGAUGUGGGUGCGAGCCAGUGCGACUCAGGUGAUGGACGAAUCGCUUAGCGAGAAGACUCCUACGGCUUCUCCUACAAUCGUCGAGGUUGAUUUGGGUAACCGGAGUUAUCCGAUAUAUAUCGGGUCUGGGUUGCUCGAUCGACCCGAGAUUCUUCAAAGGCAUGUUCGUGGGAAGCGAGUUCUUGUGGUCACCAAUGAAAAAGUUGCCCCUCUUUACCUGGACAAGACAGUAGAUGCUUUAACAAGAGGAAACCCGGGCAUCUCGGUCGAGAGCGUGAUCUUACCUGAUGGGGAGAAAUACAAAGACAUGGAUACUCUUAUGAAAAUCUUUGACAAGGCGAUUGAGUCUCGUCUAGAUAGGCGCUGUACAUUUGUUGCGCUUGGAGGUGGUGUGAUUGGCGAUAUGUGUGGAUUUGCGGCUGCCUCUUAUCUACGGGGUGUUAAUUUUAUCCAAAUCCCGACCACUGUGAUGGCACAGGUUGAUUCUUCUGUUGGCGGCAAAACCGGAAUAAAUCACCCUCUUGGAAAGAAUAUGAUUGGUGCAUUCUACCAGCCACAGUGUGUGCUGGUAGACACAGACACACUGAACACGUUGCCAGACAGGGAAUUGGCAUCAGGUGUAGCUGAAGUGAUCAAAUACGGACUGAUCAGGGAUGCCGAGUUCUUUGAAUGGCAGGAAAGGAACAUGGAGGCAUUGUUGGCAAGGGAUCCAGCUGCAUUAGCUUACGCUAUAAAGCGGUCAUGUGAAAAUAAGGCUGAGGUUGUAUCACUGGAUGAGAAGGAAAGCGGAUUGCGAGCAACACUAAAUUUGGGUCAUACAUUUGGCCAUGCCAUAGAAACUGGCUUUGGAUAUGGAGAAUGGCUCCAUGGGGAAGCUGUUGCGGCUGGCACGGUAAUGGCAGUUGACAUGUCAUAUCGUCUUGGUUGGAUCGACAGCUCAAUCGUCGAGAGAGUGAACAACAUCUUAACACGAGCAAAGUUGCCCACAGCACCGCCCGAGACAAUGACCGUGGACAUGUUCAAAUCCAUCAUGGCUGUGGACAAGAAAGUUGCGGACGGAGUGUUGAGGUUGAUCCUUCUCGAGGGCCCUCUCGGAAACUGCGUUUUCACCGGCGAUUAUGAGCGCAAGGCAUUGGACGACACGCUCCGUGCAUUCUGCAACAAGUCGUGAGCUUUCCCCAAUCUUUUGUUAGGGUUCUCCAAAUGUUUUGCGAUUGAUAUGAUAGAUUUCCUUGCUCGGUGUUUCUGUGUGUGUGCAAUGUAUUUUUUUUUUUCCGGUGGUGUAAUUUUUUAUGAGCUAAUAAGAAGAGAUCACCGUCUUCAACAUA